Molecule: messenger RNA, 1155 nt
Organism: Acaulospora colombiana
Lineage: Eukaryota; Fungi; Glomeromycota; Glomeromycetes; Diversisporales; Acaulosporaceae
Source: the annotation of a GenBank genome assembly
AUGUCCAGUUAUCGUUCGAAACAUACAGGAAGCAUAAAAAAGGAAGAACAAGAGGUCGUACAGUUCGAAACUGCUGAGCAAAAAACCGAAGGUGGUGCUGGUGAAGUAACACCAACCGAAACCGAUGCUUUAAAGCAAGAGGACUCAACUACUGGUAACGCCGAAGAAGUCAAAGUAGACGAGACCCUUAACGCUCAAGAGAUGAAACGUGAACAGAAAAACGAUAAAGAUACCUUGGAAACAAAGUACCCGGGAAACGAACGCGAAAAUAUGCUUGGUUCCAGACUUAAGAACGUCACAAAACUCGUUGGGGCUCAUGUCAGUGUUAGUGGAGGAGUUCAUAACGCCAUUGCUAAUAGCUUGUCUAUUGGCUAUUUAAUAAACCUUGGGAAUCCCGAUAAAGAAAAGAGAGAAAAGAGCUAUGAGGCCUUUCUUGAGGACUUGAAAAGAUGCGAAACAUUGGGCAUCCAUUUGUACAAUUUCCAUCCAGGUUCUAGUGUUGGAAAGUGCACCAUUGAUCAAUCCAUACGACAUAUCGCAGACUGCAUUAACAGGGCACACAAGGAGACAAAAAAUGUCGUUUGUGUGAUUGAAAAUAUGGCCGGCUCAGGAAAUGUGGUUGGAUCAAAGUUUGAAGAGUUGGCUAAAAUUAUUUCGCUUGUUCAAGAUAAAUCGCGUGUCGGUGUUUGCAUUGACACAUGUCAUGCUUUUGCUGCGGGUUACGACCUUCGCACGAGCAAGAAAUAUGAUGAAACCAUGACCGAAUUCUCUCACAAGAUUGGGUUUCAAUAUUUACGAGGAAUGCACUUGAACGAUUCUCUUACCGGUCUAGGAUCCAACCGUGAUCGUCACGCAAAUAUUGGUAAAGGGUAUUUGGGUCUUGAGCCUUUUCGCUUGAUUAUGAAUGACAACCGUUUGGAUGGUAUUCCCUUGAUAUUGGAAACCCCAGUAUCACAAGACGACGAAUAUAAGAAAGAAAUUGAAUUGCUCUAUGAACUUGUGGGCAAAUCGAGCUUAACUGAAGCAAGCAUUCCGGGUGAUUUUGUAGAGGGUCAAGAUGCAGUGGCAGAACAAAAAGGGAACAAAGGAAAAAGGUCAAGCAAAAAUAUGUCAGGAGUGGAUUCGGACAAGAAGAAAAAGGCGAAGAGCAAAUAG